AUGACGGAAGCGCACCUUUUUCCGGGUGCUGUUCCAGAUUGGAGCACCCAAAAGGUCAUUCAUCGCAACACCCUUUACCCCAGAAGCUAUUUCUACUUGUAUGACAAGGAAGAAGAUGCCUUGACCCGAGACAUCAACAAGGCCAAAGUUCAAUGUCUCUCCGGUACUUGGAAAUUUGCAGUCUCCAAGUCCCCGUUUGAAGGACCACGACACUUUUAUCGCAAGCACUUUGACACUUACGCCUUCUCCGACGUCAGUGUCCCCGGCCACUGGCAGCUACAGGGCCAUGGAAAGGGUCCUCACUACACCAACUUUGACUAUCCUUGGCCCUGUGACCCCCCCAAUAUUCCGUACGAGGAUAAUGAAUGCGGUCGCUACGUGACACGCUUCCAUGUAGGAGACCACUUUGACGGACACCAGCUCCGCCUCCGUUUCGAGGGCGUUGACUCUGCAUUCACCGUCUGGGUCAAUGGCGAGGAGGUUGGCUAUUCUCAGGGCGCGCGAAACCCCAGCGAGUUUGACGUGACCAAACUCAUCGAGCUGGGUCGCGAGAAUGUCCUUGCCGUCGAGGUAUAUCAGCGCAGUGACGGAAGCUACAUCGAGGACCAAGACGAAUGGUGGCUGAGCGGCAUCUUUCGCGACGUCUACCUUCAUGCCUUCCCCAAGACACAUCCCACCGACUUCUUUGUCACCACCGACUUGGACGACAAUUUCAAAGACGCCACACUCAAUGUCAAGGUCGACACGAGCGCAUCAUCGCGCGUCGAGCUGAAGCUCCUCGAUCACACUGGUCACUCCGUUAUCUCGGACACCAAGGUUGUCGACACCUCUUACAAAUUUUCUUUGGCUGUCGCGAAUCCCAACAAGUGGACUGCGGAAACGCCGUAUCUGUACACCCUUGUUCUCAAUUUCCUCGACGGACAAGGCUGCAGUCUGGCCCAGAAAGUUGGUUUCAGAGUUGCUGGCUUGAUUGAUGGCAUUUUCUGUGUCAACGGCAAGCCUAUCAAGUUCCGUGGCACAAAUAGACAUGAGCAUCACCCUGACCAUGGCCGAGCGGUCCCAUACGAGUUCAUGAGACGAGACUUGCUCACAAUGAAGCGCCAUAACCUCAAUGCCGUCCGCACGUCUCAUCAGAUCAAUGACCCCAGACUCUACGACGUUGCCGACGAGCUGGGUCUCUGGAUUCUCAACGAGGCUGAUCUUGAAUGCCACGGCAUGUUUCGCCUCAAGGACAACGCUUUGUCUGACAAUCCAGAGUGGGCCGAAGCCUAUGUCGACCGUGCCAGACAGAUGGUGUGCCGCGAUAAAAAUCACCCUUCUGUCAUAAUGUGGUCCUUGGGCAAUGAAUCCUUUUAUGGAAGAAACCACCAAGCCAUGUACGACUACAUCAAGAGUGUCGAUGUCACACGUCUCGUCCACUACGAGGGUGACCAGCAGGCCAAGACGGUUGACAUCUAUAGCCGCAUGUACUCGGGGGUCUCGUGGAUUGAAGAUUUCGCCAAGGAGCGUGAUUGGGUCAAGCCGCUCGUCAUUUGUGAGUUUUUGCACGCCAUGGGCAACUCGUGCGGGAACGCCAAAGAGUAUGUCGAAGCCUUUUACAAGCAUCCCCGUGUUAUGGGUGGCUUUGUAUGGGAAUGGAACAACCAUGGUCUGCGCACUAGAACCAAGGAUGGAGAGGAGUACAUGGGUUAUGGAGGUGACUUUGGUGACGAACCAAACGAUAGCAACUAUGUCAUGGAUGGCAUGAUAUGGUCAGAUCACAUUCGUGGCCCUAAUUUGAUCGAGUACGCCAAGGCCAUUGAGCCUGUACAGACCAUCUCGGUAGAGGGGAAUGUGCUCACAGUCAUCAAUCGUUACGACUUGAUUGGCCUCGACCACGUCGAGGCGACUUGGGAAAUCAGAGCAGACGGCGUCAAGAACCUUGCGAGCGGCGACAUUGCAAUCCCUACCAGUGUCAAACCCCACAGUGAAGCCAAAGUCACCCUCGAGGGGUACAGCUCCGACCUGGUCAAAAAGCUGGCCGGCGAGUCGUACCUUUUUAUCUCGUUCAAGCUUCGAGAGGAUACAAGUUGGGCAAAGGCCGGACACCAGGUGGCAUUUGGCGAGUUUCAACUUUCCAAGCCUGUUGCUCUUUCAGACUCACUGCCCAUGCAGCUUACCAGCGCCAAAGCGCAUGUUCGCAAGACAUCUGACACGGCGCUUGAGAUCUCCUCGGCAUCCGGUAACUCUAAAUGGAGCUUUAAUCUCCUCCGUGGCGAGCUCAACGGCUGGACCAGGUCGAGCCAGCCGGGCCUAAACCUGCUUUCAGAAGGCUUUACCAUGGACUUUUACAGAGCCCAGACGGACAACGACAGCCGUGGUCAUGGUAGGAAGUGGAAAGAUAGUCGUCUUCACCAAACAGGCAUGCAUGUGCGCCAGGUGAAGUGGAUGUCCAUCUCUGGCGGAGUACAGAUUGAGGUGACUGCCAGAAUUGCGCCACCCGUGCUCGCUUGGGGUGUCGAUACUGUCUUGACGUACACGUUCCGCGGCGACUCUAUUCACGUGCACGUGCACGGCAAGGCACAAGGAAACGAUCUUCCGGACACAUUUGCGCGAUACGGCAUCUCAGCGGGCAUCAAGGGCAUCACCAAUGUGACUUGGUGGGGACGCGGCCCGGGCGAGUCAUACCGAGACAAGAAGCUGUCGCAGUCGAUUGGCAACUGGGCGUUGACCGUAGAUGACUUGUUUGUGGACUAUGAAUAUCCACAGGAUGGCGGCAAUCGCACCGACGUCCGGCAGGUCGAGUUCCACGGGGAAAACGGCCGAAUCAUCCGGGCCAACUUUGGCGCACAGGACGGCGCCAGCUUCAAUGCAGUGCACUAUUCCACUAUGGACAUUGAGGCGGCUCACCAUCCGUACCAGCUGCGCCGCAAGAAGAGGCAUGAUAGCGUGGUGAAGCUGGACUGGCUGCACCACGGUCUUGGCGGAGCGUCGUGCGGUCCUUGGACGCUGCCGCAGUACUGCCUGUACACGAAUCGAGAAUUCGACUUUGAGGUCUUGCUCGAUUGA
Messenger RNA from Beauveria bassiana ARSEF 2860, 3048 nucleotides. RefSeq names its product glycosyl hydrolase family 2. Gene Ontology annotation, cellular component: beta-galactosidase complex. Lineage: Eukaryota; Fungi; Ascomycota; Sordariomycetes; Hypocreales; Cordycipitaceae. Gene Ontology annotation, biological process: lactose catabolic process. The transcript is spliced from 3 exons. Gene Ontology annotation, molecular function: beta-galactosidase activity; carbohydrate binding. The record is from RefSeq and is a predicted model, not a curated record. The coding region runs from base 1 to 3048 and encodes 1015 amino acids.